CUCAGCCAAGACGAAGUUUCCGUGUGCUCUAUGCAGUGAGAAGCGAGUCAUGUCGAAACUUCGCCUAGGAUUUUUUCGGCCUUCGAUUCGCCGGCUUUGCUCGUGGACAGAUGCUGUUUCCGUGCGGCAGGGAGAGUCUGCGAAUACAACAGGCGGAAAGAUUUUGGCGUCUGUAGAUGAGUUUGUAGACAGACACAUCGGUUCUAGACAACAGCAAGUGGAAGAAAUGCUAAAAGUCUGUGGUGUCUUGGGUUUGCGCGAUCUCGUCGAACGUACAAUACCAAACAAUAUUCUUUUAAAUCGUGAGCUGUCGUUGGACGACCCUCUAGACGAGAAAGGGUUGUUGAAAAGAGCAGCGGAAUUGGCCCAACAGAAUGAGACUUGGAGAACUUACAUUGGAAUGGGAUAUUACAGUUGUGUAACUCCUCAGGCGAUUGUGAGGAAUGUAAUGGAAAAUCCUGGCUGGUGA
Corticium candelabrum is the source of this 469-nucleotide messenger RNA. Its product is annotated as glycine dehydrogenase (decarboxylating)-like. The record is from RefSeq and is a predicted model, not a curated record. Gene Ontology annotation, cellular component: glycine cleavage complex; mitochondrion. The coding region runs from base 50 to 469 and encodes 139 amino acids. NCBI's taxonomy places the organism in Eukaryota, Metazoa, Porifera, Homoscleromorpha, Homosclerophorida, Plakinidae. The transcript is spliced from 3 exons. Gene Ontology annotation, molecular function: glycine binding; glycine dehydrogenase (decarboxylating) activity; pyridoxal phosphate binding. Gene Ontology annotation, biological process: glycine decarboxylation via glycine cleavage system.